UUUAGGUUGAAGAUGUCCAGCAUGUAAAUUCUCAAGUGUCUGAGGUUGAUGUGUCUCCAACUCGACGAAUGUUGCUGUGUCAAUGACUGGAGGAACGGGAUAGCAGCGAGAAAUUUUCCUCAGGUGAAGUAUACAAGACAUAUGAAGCAAUUGUGACUGCAGCUGUCAUGACAGAGAAAAACUUUGUGGUGUUGUACACAAACCAAAAAACUAAGAAGGCAAAAACAUGGCAUGAUGGAAGUCUAAAAUUUUCUGGCGGUGGAACUAAGGGUGUCCUUUAUGAUGACAAGAAAUUCCGCAUCGAUACAAUUCAUGUUCGCCCGGAGGAUGUUGGGAUUGGAGAACAACUUGAGAGUGACAGGCAUUACAUCCUGAUAGAGGAGGAGUCAAAAAUUGGAGCAACCAAUCAGAAUGAAGAAGCUCAGAGUGAAGCAAUUGUUCGGCCAACCAGAACUGAGAGUUUGAAGCCCCAGAUUAGGACAGGUCUAAAGAGGAGACGUGGAGGGUUCGUCCCUCCUCGAAUGAUUGCACCGAGAGACCCGGAACCUCUCCAACAGAAAACCAUUGACCACAGCAGCUGGUCAGAGAGCAGAGACUGCCCGGGCUCACACGACACUCCACAGCAUGUAGCAUCAUUUCAACAGAGAUAUAAUAUAUUAAACCAAUGCACUUCUGAAAGAAGUUUAUCGAUGUCCAGUAAUUCUGAUCUGAUGAGGAAAGCCUCAUCAUUUUCAGAAAAUGUGUUGCAAAAAACUCCUGACAGAAACAUUUAUAACAAUUCAUCCUCCCCUGUGAUUGGUCAGACAAACAAUAAGCCCAUGGCAUCCUCUCCAUGGAGUACAUUUGGUUCUUCCCAAUCACCAGCUAGCUCAAAGUUAAAGUCAUGCCAAGAUUCAAAUACAUUGGAACUGAAAAAUGCAGAAGUGAGAAGUGCCCCUUUUUGUGAAGAUACUCGAGCACCACCUGUAGAUGACUCAAACUGUAGAAUACCAGAAAUCAUGGUACCCAAAACUUCACAAAGCAAGAGAAGUAGUACACAAAUUUUAGCACUUUUAACAAAGACAGUUAAUAAACCUAACAAUAGAAAAAUUAGCCCAUGUAAAAGCCAACUGCAAAUGUCAACUCCUUCCUUCCUGUCAGGCAAGCCUGAUGAUGUCAAGGGUGAACCCAGACAAUCAUUUAAGGAUAAGGCCCCUGCAGUUAGCUCGGAGUCUGUGCAGAAAGGGAAAGAGAAACAUUGCCAUCAGUGGAAUAAUGUGCAGGAUGACUCUUUGAGUCAGAUAUCAGAUUUAGUUCAGUCUGAUUUAACAAAUUCCUCACUGGUAUCUGAUCACAACACUUACUCAUUUAGAGCCGAUUCAAAAAAUCAGCCAGAUGACAGUCAUUAUGACUUGAUAUCCACGCCAACAAUGGAAAUCUGUAGAGCAUCAGAAAGUGAGAUGGAAGGUGAAGUAGUGUGUAAUUCUGAAUACAUUGGAAUACAUGUAGUUGAACCUCAACAUAAUGAAACAAAUGAACUUCAACAUAGUGGAAUAUGUGAAUCUCAGAAUAGUGAAAUAAAUGUUUUUCAAGAUAAUGGAACAUGUGAACCCCAACAUAGUGAAACAAAUGAACCUCAACAUAGUGACAUUAAUGAACCUCAUCAUAUAGGAAUGAAUGAACCUCAACAUAGUGGUGUAUGUGAACCUCAGCAUAGUGAAAUGAAUAAAUCUUCACAUAGUGGAAUAUGUGAACCUGAAACUCUACAUAAUAAAAAGAUAGAAAUUCAGUGCACCAGAAUAAAUAAAGCUGAACAGAAUAGUAUGGAGAAAUCUCCUGAACAUAAAGAAGUGUGUGAACAUGAUGAUCUUUCUCCCUGCACAGUGAAUGAGAACACUGAAAAUAGUAGUUCAGUUGCUUCCUCCAAACUUGAUAUUGUUGAGGACGAGAAUGAGAUGGCAUGCUUUGGAGGAGCUUCAUUUUCCAUAUCUUUUUCACCAUUGUCAGUGAUACCAUCAGAGUCUGAUAGUGACCUUGACAUGGAAGACCAACAGACAAAUCAGAGUCAGGAAUAUCAGGGAAACAAAGACUGUUCUAUCACGUCUAUUGUUGGAGAAAGUCAUGAAUGUGUUGAUGUUGAUUCAUCUGUCCUUUGUACAGUUGGAAAAAAUCAUGAGCAUGUUGAUGUUGGUUCUUCUGCCCCCUCUGGACUUCUUGAAUGUGUCGAUGUUGAUUCAUGUGCAGACCAAAGUAGGGAGGUCAAUAAUCAUUCUGUGACAAAAAAGUCUGUAGAAAAUGAACCAGUUUUAAGCCAAAAAGAAUUAGAAUUUCAAGAAGGUACCAGUUUUAUCAAGGAAACAACUCAAAUCAAUUCAGACACAUCGCUCAAAGACAGUAUUAACUCCAUAGUAAAAACUGCAGACAAUGGUGAAAAAGAGAAGAAGGGUGUCAUAUGUAUUCAUGGAUCUGAUUUAGGUGAACAGCUUAAUACAAGCAUAAGUUAUGAGAAUAUGGACGAAUUUCAAUGUGAAAAUAGAGCAGAAGAAGAUGAUACACAGAGUACAGGGGUGAAUUAUGUUACAGACAACCAAACAAACAAUGAAGGUUUCUCACAGAAAUCUCUAGGAUGUCUCCAGCUAAGUCCUGAUUCUACCAGAAAUUUUAGCUAUUGUUCACCAACUAGAACUCCAGUAGAGAACAGUCUGAUGAAAUUUAACAGGUCGGCAGAUGUGCUUCCAGAAAGAAACAACUUGCCAGUGUUUGAAACCAGUUGGUCUGAUGAUAGUUCUUUGUUUGAUACAUCUCCAGUGGGGCUGACAAACCUCUCCCUGCCUAAAGAUAAACCAAGCUUUCAUGUUUCUAACAUUUCUAGAUUUAGUACAGAAUGUGAUUCACAGUACAGUUCUCUUCAAAAAAGAGAGAAUAUUGAAGGCAAAUAUUCUGAUCCACUGAGAUCUGACUGUGAUGCAGACCCAUGGAGGCUCCUAGAGAACAAGUACCGGUACAAGAUGGAGAAUGUGGAAGAUCAAAGGCCCAUCAACAAGAACAAAGUCACCAGUUUACCACACAGGACAACCAAUGACAGAUACAGGAGUGGAGCUUUACCACAGACAGAACCAGUUUACAGUCUUUCAAGUCUUCCACAUCCCUCACAACUGAUUAAGGAUCCACAAGAACUCAGACAUAAAAAUAAAGACCUCUCACAAAAGAUUAAUGAGAAGAUGGAGUCAUACAAAAUGAGAGGAAGUGUGACAGGUAUGGUUGCUAAGAGACAAAAAGGUCCGCUUUCUCAGAGGCCUGGCGUGUGCAAUAACUUUGCACCAAACAUUACUUUCAGUCAAGUGCGGCGGAAUUCCCAGAGAAGGACAACACAAGGAGAAUUAAAAGAGGAAAGUUUCGAUGGAGAUUGGCUGGAUGACUUGCAUAGGGAACACAAAGGUUCUGAAGAGCACACUGCAGAGGUUAUGUCCAUGAAAAGGAACCAGGGAAAUGAAAGAAAUUUCAGGGUGGGAAUGAGUCCUUGCAAUAGAGGAGCUAUUUCAGGACCGAGUGACCCUCAGAGGACCAUCCAACACUGUAGUCACAACUCCUUACUGGAAACUGAGGACCAGAUUCUGACCAACAUGAGCAAAAAUAACAGUUCAUCAAGGGCAGUGACAGGUUUCCACUCACAGGACGAGGAUAUUUGUAAAGACAGUGCAUAUGGACAGCCCAGAAAGAUGUGUGACUCAUCUCCUGAUGUAGACUUUAAUGACUCAGUGAAAGGCCACAAGAUUGCCUUGAGGAGCCAGCCAUUUGAGGACCAGUUCCUGAUUUCUGGUUCCAUACCUCCAGAGAUUUCAUUGGUCACAAGUGACUCAGUUCAGAAUCAAGGGACAGCAUCAGAUAAUUUACAUGUAGGCAGUGCCAUUUCAACUGUUUCAAAGUGGGGGCAGUAUAUGCCAGUAGAAGAUGAGAAUGACCACGAUAUCUUUGAUUGUUCCUAUGACUUUAAUUCCUCUCUUCUACAUAAACCUAACAAUGCUUCUCUGUCAGACUGUGACCAAAACAAUUAUAACCAAAUCCAACACAAAAACUCUCUCAGAAAUGCUGGAAAGUUUACACCCAAACAGACAAUUAAUACCAGCGCAGAAAACAAUGUGACAGGUACUUCAGAAAGAGCAAGGCAUUCUUUUAAAGUCACUUCACAUCUGCCCAAUGUGGUUAAUGGUGAGAAUGUUCAUUUGGACAGCCAAGAAAGUAAUGGCGUAUAUCUUCCAAAUAUGGAAUAUUUUGGGAAUACAGAUAAAGACAUUAAGCGCAAUGAGUUUUCUAGCCCUAAUGCUAAUUACAACCAGAGAAACAGUACCUCACAUCAUCAAGAUGUGACCAAAUCAGUGACUCAAUGUGUAGGAAUGUCCCCUGACGUUAUCUGUCUGGGUUCUUCCCCCAGUCUUUACCACCAGGCGGAUCUGAAGUCUCCAGCCACCCACAUCUACUCCCUAGAGUCCUCUCAAGGUCAGGCUGGCACCCCUGAAGGUCAGACAGUUCCUGAGAAGACUGGCUCAUGGAACAGCUCCACUUUGAGCUCCCCUACAGGUCAAGUAGUGCCAGAGGUACCCACCAACAGUACAGGGGAGUCUGUGUUACACAGCCUGGAGAGGAAGUUUAAUCCCCCCGUAAUAAAUCCUACCUCUUCGCCAAACCUACUACUCGGAACCAAGCGGAGUCUAUGGGAUGAUCUACAGUUUGCUUCACUGUCUGAGGUAGAGAGUAACCCCACCCCUGUCAGAAAGAUUGUGAUACCCACAAUGUUUUCAUCACCACUACAGUACAAGCAGAUCCUUGUGUCUGCCCUCAGAGAGCAUCUCAACAUAAUUCUGUUUACUCUGUCAAAGCAGUACCACCAGGCCAUGUCAAAAACAGACACCUCAAGUCUUACAUUUUCAGUUAAGAACACAGGAGGCAUUCAGAGUGAGAGUGCAGGCACCCCUCUACCCCCUUGUCUGUGUGGGGUCCCCUCUAAACUGGUCCAGGUCAGGAAGGAGGGCUCCAAUAAGGGUCGAUUCUUCUACUCCUGCACUCAUCCAGCCAACCACAGGUGUAAGUUUUUCCAGUGGGCUGAUGUUAGCAGUAGUGUUGGAAUACACCAUGUUGGGUCAAGGAUCAGACUGACUGACCCCACGGGAGUGACCGCCCACCUCAGGCAGCACCGCGUCAUGUUUUACUGUCAAAGCCAAUUCCUGCAGAAGUCAUUGGAGAAUAUACUCGGCCACUUCAAAAAUCCAUGGGCAAGGCAGAAAUAUCAGAGGGAAUGUAAAAUGCAGAGAAAAUACUUCCUUCGAUUGUCCAGGAAGGAUUCCUCAACUUUAUUCUCCAAAGAUGAUUUGUGGAUUGUAUCAAGAGACCUCAGUUUCGAUUUGACAUCUACAUUUUUGGCCAAAAGUACAUACUAUGGACCAACCUCAGGAAAUGAAGUGGAAAUUGAACCAAUUUCUAAAUUCUCCCCAUCCAACUGGAACAAUGAAGCUCCUUGUCAUGCUAUACUGGCAGGGAAUGUCAGUUCUGAACUGAGUUACCUUGACAAUAUACAAGACAACCUACAGCCCUUUAGUGUCCCAAUACUAAGCCAAUUACUGAGUGUAGAGGAAGCUGACGCUUUGAAAGGAAAGAGAGGAUUUUUACCUCCCAGACUGUCUGGAUCUAAGCGCUCCAACAUACAUGUCCCAAUUCAUGCAAUGGAUGAGUUGGUUAAAGAGUUCAUGGGGACGUAUUCUCUGAAUGUGGAUCAGGGUACAGCAUUGAGGAGACUAGCAGCCAUGUUCUGUGAUGGGACUCACAGUGAACUGUCCUCCAUUCUCCUGAUACAUGGCGUGUUUGGGGCUGGCAAGAGCUUUCUGCUGUCUGUGAUGAUCCAGUUCCUAGUGAGGGUGUUUAAAGUGAAUGGAAGCUACACCCCGGGGCUGCCCUACCCCUGGAAGAUUCUCAUCUCCUCCACCACAAAUGUGGCCGUGGACAGAGUCCUCAUGGGAUUGCAGGAUAUUGGAUUUGAAGAUUUUGUCAGAGUUGGAAGCAUGAAAAAAAUUGCAAAACCAGUAUUACCAUACAGUGUGCAUGCUACUGGGACAGAGAGCCAGGAGCUGAAAGACUUGCAGGAAAUGCUGAGAAGUGGAGACCUCAGUCAGUCCGAAAAACACAAUGUGCGACAAAGUAUAGAGAAACAUAAAUUGGGAGAAAAUAAAAAGAAGCUUGGCAGUGUGCCGGUGGUCGGGGUGACCUGUGCUUCCUGUGGGGCCCCCAGUCUCAAAGACCUCAAGUUUCCUGUGGUUAUAUUGGAUGAAUGCAGUCAGAUGACAGAGCCAGCGUCACUAUUACCUGUGUCAAAGUUUGCCUGUGAAAAACUGGUGCUAGUAGGCGAUCCGAAGCAAUUAGAUCCGACGAUCCAAGGAUCAGAGGCUUGUCACACAGAGGGACUGGAGCAAACCAUGUUUGACAGACUUAUCAAAAUGGGUCACAUCCCCACCAUGCUGAGAACACAGUACCGCUGCCACCCCGUCAUCAGUGACCUUGCCAACAGUUUAUUUUACCAAGGCCAGCUACUGGAUGGGAUUCAAGGAGCUGACAGGGAACCUGUGCUGGAUAUUCUGCCAACCCUUUGUUUUUAUGAUGUAUCUAAUGGACAAGAAAGCAGUGAUUCUAGUGGCAGUUUUUCUAAUGAGAAAGAGGCAGACUUUGUAUCAUUUCUGAUAGAAGUCUUACUCAAUGCAGGGGUGGAUGCAGCUUCUAUAGGAGUAAUAACCCUCUAUAAAUCACAGAUGUACAGCAUUCUUGUCAAACUGGGCACAAGCAGAAACUGCAGUCAGAAGGACACAAAGUCAGUACUAGUGUCUACAGUGGACGCCUUCCAGGGAGGAGAGAGGGACAUCAUUAUACUGUCUUGUGUACGGACAAAUAACACAGGCUUCAUAGACAACCACAAGCGAACUAAUGUUGCAUUGACCAGAGCCAGGCACCACUUGUUUAUUGUUGGGAAUAUGCGCAAUCUAGAGAAAAACCAUCUGUGGGGGAAAGUCAUUGCUAUGUGUAAAGCUCGCACUGAUGGUGUUCAGAGCUCAGAGGCAGCACAGCACACACUGUGUUCUCUCAAUGACCUAGUCUCUCAGGAAUCUGCCUUCAGUCCAAGAAGUAGGUCACCCAAGGCAGGGAAAAAGGGGAAACGAAAACGACAGGAGGAGGAGGGAGAUAGCCCUCCGAUGUCAUUGUCUGGACAGUCAGGAACACCGAUUGACAACAGUCCAGUCACAUUAAGCUUCAAAGAGACGACGCCUGUAAAACAGUCAAAGAGGCGGCGUGAAUUCCCUCAGAUAGAUGUCACACAGCUCGAUAGCGACAAAGAAAAUGCAAAAGAAGACAGUGAGGAUGAAGAGCUACCGGCGUUUAACCUUUGAUUCACAUGGAAUCAGAACUUGAACCUAGAGCAUGUGAUACGAAUCUGUACUGCUUUAUAUUUUUAACUAUUCACAUUACAAGAAUUCUUUUUCAUCGAACUUGUUAAAAACUAGUGGAUGGGCGUUAUAGAUAUGAAAGCAUAUCUAUCAAAUACAGUGUGACAGAAUGGAAUAUUUACAUGUAUCAUUAAUUUGUGAUACUCUUCUUUAAUGUUAAUCUUAAGUUUCAAAAUAUAUAAAGUUUGAAAAAUAUUAUGAGUUGGCUUUUAAUUAGAUUAUUGCUGCAUAGAUGUAAUGUACUAUAGUGCCAUACAUGUCAAAACCUUAAUACUGCACACAAAAAUCUGCAGUAAUUUGUGCCAAAUUUUUAAUACAUGUACCUUAAUAUACAUGUACUUGCACAGAUUUUUGAUUUGUCACAGUAAGACCAGGACUUUUUGCAAAUUUGCAUUUUUUUAGAAUUAUGUAAUUUCUUUUUUUUAAAUCCAAAUCAUACACAUGCUACAAUAACACACCUUUGAAAAACUACUAGUUUGUUGUAUUUGCAAAUGUCAAGGAAAUAGUGCCUCCUUGUUUAUAUUUAUAUACCAGUAUUUCUCUUUAAAACGAUUCUGUAGUUUUUAACAUUUUUAUUGUUUUUCAUGUUAAAAACAUGGACAUGUUUAAAUUGAAUUCAUUGUAUUUCUUACAAGAUAUGCAUGUACAAAAAAUAAUUAAUGAAUUGUUGAUGUUCAAAACUAUAGAUAAUUAAUUCCUCAUACAAUUUAAAAAGUGAAAUACAAGUAAAUCUACAAUUUUUAAAGUCAGUUUGCUUGACAAUACAAACAUACUACAACCUGA
Molecule: messenger RNA, 8246 nt
Organism: Magallana angulata
Lineage: Eukaryota; Metazoa; Mollusca; Bivalvia; Ostreida; Ostreidae
Exons: 31
Coding region: 168-7406 (2412 amino acids)
Biological process (GO): double-strand break repair
Cellular component (GO): site of double-strand break; nucleus
Molecular function (GO): zinc ion binding; helicase activity
Source: RefSeq, a predicted model, not a curated record